Messenger RNA from Saitoella complicata NRRL Y-17804, 897 nucleotides. Its product is annotated as mitochondrial glyco protein. Gene Ontology annotation, cellular component: mitochondrial matrix. Lineage: Eukaryota; Fungi; Ascomycota; Saitoellomycetes; Saitoellales; Saitoellaceae. The coding region runs from base 54 to 887 and encodes 277 amino acids. The record is from RefSeq and is a predicted model, not a curated record. Gene Ontology annotation, biological process: cytosolic ribosome assembly. The transcript is spliced from 2 exons.
CCGGUCUUCGAUAUAUUCCAAAUUCCAGUCUGCACUUGAAUCCAUCUCUCAAAAUGGCCUUCGCUGUCCGUAACAUCGCUCGUGCUGCUGGCCGUGCUGCCCUUCGCCCUGCUGUCCGCCAGCUUGCGAAGCCGGCUUUGGUCUCCAAGCUCCCCUCCUUGACCAGCAGGGCCUUCACUCAGUCUGCUGUCCGUCUUGGUUCCGGUGAGGUCGAUAAGGAGCUCAGCUCCAAGCUCUCCUCCGAGCUCAAGAUUGAGCAGGAGAACGAUUUCCAGACUGCUCCUGAGCAUGUCCAAGAGUACAUCGAGAAGGGACCUUUCCAGAUCACCGAUAAGGCUGGUACGGAUGAGGUUACCAUGACCAGGCAGUUCGGAAAUGAGAGCAUCAAGAUUGUCUUCUCUGUUUCCGAAAUCAACAACACUGAGGACAGCAUGAACGAAUUCCUCGAGGAUGAGGAAGUUGAGGGUGCUUUGGAGGCGGACUCUACCUCCGGUGGACGCUCUGCGGAGGCAAACGAGGCCCUCGAGGACGAGGAUUCCUUCCCCAUUCGCUGCAACAUCACCAUUAGCAAGAACAAUGCUGGUGCUUUGAUGAUUGACGCUGUUGCUCAGGAUGGUGCUUUCCUUAUUGACAACUGCCAGUACUACAAGUCCGAGAAGCUUGCUCUUGAUGGUACUGUCGAAAGUGACUGGGAUCGUCGGGGUCUUUACAUGGGUCCUCCCUUCAGCAACCUCGAUGAGGAGUUGCAGGUCAUUAUGGAGAGAUACCUUGAGGAGCGCGGCAUUGACACCGAAUUGGCUCUCUUCAUCCCUGACUUCAUUGAGUACAAGGAGCAGAAGGAGUACGUUGGCUGGCUCGAGGGCGUCAAGAAGUUUAUUGACCAGUAAACGAGUGUAU